Molecule: messenger RNA, 714 nt
Organism: Cercopithifilaria johnstoni
Lineage: Eukaryota; Metazoa; Nematoda; Chromadorea; Rhabditida; Onchocercidae
Source: the annotation of a GenBank genome assembly
AUGGAGUAUAUGCAUAUAGAAAACUUAGAAUGUGGACCAGGUGGCAACUCACUGAAUUUCGAGACGGCAUAUGAAGGAUGCAGCUGUUCGGGACCAUGCACAGCAAAUACAGGUUGCACCUGUCUUCUCUACAAGCAAGACAUAUUCAAGGAUCAGAAUUCCAUUGAGAAUGUUAACAACAAUUUGCCAAUUCUGGAAUGCUCUGCUGAAUGCUCUUGCUCGUUCUCUCCAGAUAAUUGCAAAAAUAGAUGUAUCCAAUUGGGCUCCUCACUUCCUCUUGAGGUCUUUGAUGCUGGUGAAAAAGGUUAUGGUUUACAAUGUUGUGAGCUAAUUAAAAAAGGUCGCUUUGUUAUCGAAUAUAUUGGAGAAGUAAUUGGACCUGAUGAAGUGAAGAAGCGCCAAUCCGACACAAAUUAUGUGCUUACAAUUAAGGAGAUUUUUCGAAGUGAUCACACUGAAGUGACGUAUAUCGAUCCAUCGGUGCGUGGAAAUCAAUCACGAUUCAUAAAUCAUGGUUGUAAUCCUAACUUGGUAAUGAUCCUUGUGAGAUAUGGUACUCCACAGGUACACGUUGGUCUGUUUGCGCUUCGCGAUAUACCUGCUUAUGAAGAGCUCACUUACGAUUAUGGUGCCAACAGCUCGGAAUUUUGUCUGAAAAAGUGUUUGUGUGGCAGUAUGAAUUGCCGAUUGUUUCUUCCUGCUUCUAUUUCAUAG